Heteronotia binoei (common prickly gecko) is the source of this 1128-nucleotide messenger RNA. RefSeq names its product zinc finger protein 135-like. Gene Ontology annotation, biological process: regulation of transcription by RNA polymerase II. The annotation marks the transcript as partial. The record is from RefSeq and is a predicted model, not a curated record. Gene Ontology annotation, molecular function: DNA-binding transcription factor activity; RNA polymerase II cis-regulatory region sequence-specific DNA binding. NCBI's taxonomy places the organism in Eukaryota, Metazoa, Chordata, Lepidosauria, Squamata, Gekkonidae. The transcript is spliced from 2 exons.
AUGGAGCAUCACAUAACCCACACAGGGGAGAAACCUUUUGAAUGCUCAGAGUGUGGAAAGAGAUUCAGUAAGAGUGGCCAUCUUCAAGAGCAUCAAAAAACUCACUCAGGGGAGAAACCAUUUGAAUGCUCAGAGUGUGGAAAGAGAUUCAGUCGGCGUUCCACUCUCCAACAGCAUCACAUAACCCACACAGGGGAGAAACCUUUUGAAUGCUCAGAGUGUGGGAAGAGAUUCAGUUCACAUAGGCAUCUUCAGCAGCACCAAACAAUCCACACAGGGGAGAAACCUUUUGAAUGCACAGAUUGUGGAAAGAGAUUCAGUCAGAGUAGCCAUCUUCAAGAGCAUCAAAGAACUCACUCAGGGGAGAAACCUUUUGAAUGUUCAGAGUGUGGGAAGAGAUUCAGUCACAGUAGCAGUCUUCAAAACCAUCAAAGAACCCACACACGGGAGAAACCUUUUGCAUGUGCACAGUGUGGGAAGAGAUUCAGUACGAGUAGGCAUCUUCAGCGGCACCAAAGAAUCCACACAGGGGAGAAACCUUUUGAAUGCACAGAGUGCGCAAAGAGAUUCAGUCAGAGGCUCAGUCUUCAACGGCACCAAACAAUCCACACGGGUGAGAAACCAUUUGAAUGCACAGAGUGUGGAAAGAGAUUCAGUCAGAGUAAUAGUCUUCAAGGCCAUCAAAGAACCCACACAGGGGAGAAACCUUUUGAAUGCUCAAAAUGUGGAAAGAGAUUCAGUCGGAGUAACAGUCUUCAAAAGCAUCAAGUAACCCACACAGGGGAGAAACCAUUUGAAUGCUCAGCGUGUGGGAAGAGAUUCAGUUGGAGUAGUAAUCUUCAAAAGCAUCAUAGAACCCACACAGGUGAUAAACCUUUUGAAUGCACAGAGUGUGGGAAGAGAUUCAGUCAGUAUAGUCAUCUUCGAACGCAUCAAAGAACCCACACAAUGGAGAAACCUUUUGAAUGCACAGAUUGUGGAAAGAGAUUCAGUCAGAGUCGCAGUCUUGAACACCAUCAAAGAACCCACACAGGGGAGAAACCUUUUGAAUGCACAGAUUGUGGAAAGAGAUUCAGUCAGAGAUGGCGUCUUGAACACCAUCAAAGAACUCACACAGGGGAGAAACCU